Molecule: messenger RNA, 1698 nt
Organism: Candida tropicalis MYA-3404
Lineage: Eukaryota; Fungi; Ascomycota; Pichiomycetes; Serinales; Debaryomycetaceae
Product: signal recognition particle subunit
Exons: 1
Coding region: 1-1698 (565 amino acids)
Biological process (GO): SRP-dependent cotranslational protein targeting to membrane
Cellular component (GO): signal recognition particle, endoplasmic reticulum targeting
Molecular function (GO): 7S RNA binding; endoplasmic reticulum signal sequence receptor activity; signal recognition particle binding
Source: RefSeq, a predicted model, not a curated record
AUGGAUUCCCCAUUAUCUAACACAUUAGGUGCUCGUAUGAGUGCUUAUUUAGUGACAUCUAAUGAUUUUAAAAAACAAAGAAAGAGAGUUAACAGACAGUUGAAGAAUUUACGUCAUGAAUUGGGAUUGAUUAAUUCCAACACCAAGAAAUAUGAAUUUCCAAAGCUCUCCCCUGAACAAUACAACAGUAAUAAGAAAUCUGGAUUGGUUUAUUUGUUUUUAGCUGAAAGAGAUAUUUUGUACGGAUUGGAAAUUAAAAACUUGAUGGAAAUUGAUGAGAAACUGAAGAAAAACUACAAGAAUUUAAUGAUUACCAAAUUUAAACGAUCAUUGAAUCAUGCUGUUGAUUUAUUGGACUUGACUAAAGAUGAAACAAACAGUAAUAUUAGAAUUGAAUUAUUUAUAUACACCGCUUUAAUUGUUGGUCAAUUAUCAAUCAUCCAGAAAAAAUGGUCAAAAGUUCUUAACUCGUUUUCAAUUGCUAAAUGUUGUUUGGAUUAUUUGUAUGACCAAGAUCAAACAAUCAAUGAAGGGGAUGAAGAAAACCAAGAAGAGUCAUUUAGUAAAACUUUAUAUGCUGAAUUGAAUGAAACUUUGGUUGACCCUUCAUUGAAGUUAGCCAUCAAUCAGUUGGAUUUACAUUCAACCACGGACUUGAAGUCUAUUUCACGUAAAUAUUGUCACGAUGAUGAAAUUACAUUCUUGAAGCCUGCAUUGAGUUUAAUUGAUGAAAAAUAUACUACUGAUAUUUCUAGCUCAGUUGAAGUUUCUAAAGAAAUCAACUGGAGAAAUCACGAGGCUUUGAUUUACAACGAUGAGGUCAGUUUCAAAAUUUCAAACUUGAAUAACAACUUGCACUGGGAUCAAACCAAUGAUAUCAAUAAAUUCGACUCAAUUAUAACAGAAUGGUUGGAAGUUUUGAAUUUACAUAAAGUUGACACCGAAAAGAACCAAGAUGAUGAUGAUUUAGAACAAGUUCAAAACAGAGCCAUCUUGUUGACUUAUAUCAACUAUAACUUGUUGUUUACAAAAUUGAAAAGAGAUGUGUUGUUGAUUGGACAAUUGGCCAGUAUUGAUGAUAACAAAGAUGCCAUUAGAUUAUACAAUGGUGUCAUUGCCAUUGUUCAAGAAUUGAAAGAUUUGCCGGGUGUUUAUAAUGACGACGAUUUAUACUAUUCAUUAAGCAAUUUGGAAAAAUACUUUACUUAUAAGAAAUACCAAAUCAUAGCGGAAUCAUAUCAAUUCAAGUCCUUGUUUGGUGAAUCCUUGAAAAUUUACCAAUACAUUGACGAAGAAAUAUCAAUUGCUGAAGAAUUUUACAAGACCAAGUUCCCAUUUGAUAUAAGUAAUAACGAACAAAUUGGAAUUUUCAGAGCCGAUAUUAAAAAGAAGAUUUUACAAACCCAAAUCAGUGCUCAAUUUGAAUCUUCAAAGGGUACUUCGAACUAUACUUUGGAAAACAUCAAUAAAUUUCCAAAAGAUGAUUUAUCAAUUAUCAACUUUAAGAAAAUUGAACCAAUAAUGUGUAAACCGGUGUUAUUUGAUAUUGCAUUCAAUUAUAUUUCUUAUGAUUUGGAUAAAUCCAAAGAAAGAAAACCUGUUGCUCAACAGCCACAACAACCACAACAAGAAGCAACUGAAUCAUCAGAUUCUCCUUCUAAGAAACGUGGAUUAUUUGGUUUCUUUGGUCGUAGUUAA